AUGAAAUACUUUCUUGUGUAGGAUGUCAGCAAGGAGACCCACUAGGGCCCGCAAUUUUCAGCCUAGCCAUCCACCCCGUCAUCACUCAGCUCACAUCGGACCUAAAUCUCUGGUAUUUAGACGACGGCACCAUCGGUGGCAUUGGAUCCAAGCUACCCUCCCGAUCAAAUACGGCGGUCUUGGUAUCCGUUUGACGGGCAGUUUAGCUCUCCCGGCCUUUUUGUCGUCUGCCUAUAGCACGCUCACCCUCAUUGGUGGUAUAUUACGUACCCCUUCAACCGCUAAUGUGUCGGUGUCGUGCUUGGCGGACGCUGAAUCGGCUUGGAGUGCAGACCAUCCCGUCGAACGGGUACCAGAGGAAAAAUCUAGCCAAGCAACAUGGGACGUCAUAAAUAUAAAAUCGCAACACCAACUCCUACUACAAAACUGCCAUAACGACUACGAACGGGCGAGGCUAUUAGCCGUUUCCGAAAAGGAAUCGGGACAUUGGCUGCACGCGCUUCCAUCGCGAAACCUUGGCUCCACUCUAGAUCCUUCAGCCCUACGCAUCGCUGUCUGCCUCCGCCUGGGCUUAAAAAUAUGCGAGCCCCACGCCUGUAGUCGAUGCGCUCAAGCUGUUGAUGAUUUAGGACGGCACGGCUUACACUGCCAAAUGAGCGCAGGCCGACUAUAUAGACACGCCACAUUGAACGACCUGAUCCGCCGCGCCCUUUGCACCGCCUCUUUACCCGCAACUCUGGAGCCGUCAGGCCUCUCUGCCACAGAUGGCAAGAGACCUGACGGCUGCACUCUUGUGCCCUGGAGCCUUGGCCGCCCUUUAGCGUGGGACGCUACCUGCGUCGAUACGCUAGCACCGUCCCACGUUGAGGGAUCGGCCCGGAAGCCCGGGACUGCCGCGGACCAGGCCCAGACACUAAAGCGCCGCAAAUAUGCGUUCCUAACGGACACAUACGAUUUUGCGGCGCUCGCCAUUGAAACACUGGGCCCAUGGUCGACCGACACCAAACAGUUAAUAAAGGAAGUGUCGGUCAGGCUAAUAGGCGUCUCGGGCGACCACAGGGCGGGCUCCUUCUUGGCUCAAAGAUUAAGUCUGGCGGUUCAAAGGGGCAACGCCGCCAGCAUUCUAGGGUCCAUUCCAGAAGCGGGUAGCUUGGGAGAGAUAUUUUAUAUUUAGUAUUUAGUUUUAGUUGUUAGUUUA
Messenger RNA from Cydia splendana, 1198 nucleotides. RefSeq lists its product as uncharacterized. The record is from RefSeq and is a predicted model, not a curated record. Bases 23 to 1174 code for a protein of 383 amino acids. The transcript is spliced from 2 exons. NCBI's taxonomy places the organism in Eukaryota, Metazoa, Arthropoda, Insecta, Lepidoptera, Tortricidae.